UCAAAUCCUUUUUUGUUGCUAUCAAAAACGACAUUCACUAUCGACCGAGCAUGAAACCGAUACUGAGGCUGUCCAUUCGAAGAGACCGAGAUUAGCGAGUGAUGCGAUCUGAUAUUUCAUGACAUUCUAGCAGCGGCGUGAGUAGGAAAUGCCGCAGCAACCCAGGCCUGUGUGAUGAAUGAAAACAGCGAAUGAAUGAAAAGCAAGAGACAAUUGUGUAGUUUGUUUGCGGUUUUUUCAUGGGUUACCACAAACAUGUGUUUGUGUUUAGUUGUUUUUCUUUUUGCAAAACUGUAAUGGCAGCAUAGGAUGAUGGAGACGCGAAACACUUUCGAUAGACAGUCAGUCACUAUUUGAUGACAUCAGGGGACAUGUUGAUGUGCAGUCUGUCCCAUGAGUGAGCCACCAUGACUGCCCUUAGGCAGAGGAAGGGCAGCAAAGGAAGUAAGGAGCCUGGUCCAGAGGUCCUGAACCAGAGGUUCUACCCUUCAGCAGAGCCCCUAUCGAGGACUUCAGACGGCGUAUGGACAUGGAGGACAGUGCUAUGGGUUGCCAUAGGUUGGAUUGUGGGCAUUAGUCUUGGCAUCUUGUGCUGCAUCUACGUGGCUACGCUCCAUGAAAAUGACCUGUGGUUUUCCAACAUUAAGGAAGUUGAGCGUGAAAUCUCCUUUCGGACAGAAUGUGGCCUGUACUACUCGUACUAUAAACAGAUGUUGAGAGCUCCCUCCAUACAGCAAGGUCUUUCAGAGCUCAUCAAUGAUAAUGCCACUGAAUCCAAGAGAACCAUCAACCUCCUGCAACGUAUGAACAUCUAUCAGGAGGUGUUCCUAGGUGUUCUCUAUAGGAUUCUACCCAUACAGGCCUACCUGGAGCCAGUGUAUUUCUAUAUCUACACAGUGUUUUCCCUCCAAGCGGUGUAUGUCAUAGCCCUAUUCAUCACCAGCUGGCUGCUCAGUGGUUCCUGGCUAGCAGGGGCUCUCACUGGAGUCUGGUACAUCCUCAACAGAGUGGACACAACGCGGGUGGAGUUCACUAUCUCUCUCAGGGAGAACUGGUCCCUGCCCUUCUUCGCUCUCCAGAUAGCUGCCAUCACUUGCUACCUGAGGCCUCACCUCAAACCCAUCCAGCAGAAGGUGGUGUUGUGGCUGAUGUUCCUGGCCACGUUGUGCUUCUGCCUCACCUGGCAGUUUAAUCAGUUCAUCCUGCUGGUUCAGGCUCUCAUCAUCUUCACCCUGGACUGUCUGGACCUCAUCUCCACAGAACAGGUGACCUGCCUGUACCUAGUCCAGGUAAGCAGCCUGCUGUGCGUGUGGCUGCUGCAGUUCUGUAACUCCAUGAUCCUGGGCUCUCUGGCUCUCAGCUUCAUUGUGGCCGCUCUCUUUGUCAAGCACUUCCAGAGAGGGCUGAAGACAGGAGGUGUCGCAGCACGGCUGGGAAAGCUGCUCCUUCACACCGUCCUCGUCCUCGCACUAACAUUCACUAUUCAUUAUUUAGCCAAGCAAGCGUUGCAGGUCCGAUCGGAUGAACACAUCUUUAAAUUCAUAAAGUCCAAAUUUGGCUUGGGGCCUACCAGAGAUUUCGAUGCCAGUCUUUACCUGUGUGAGGAAGCCUUUGGGCUGCUUCCCUUGGACACGUUUGACCGCUUGGCUGGCACUCUGCUGGCAUACCCUUACCUCGUCACCCUGAUUGUGCUCCUGGUGAUGCUGGCGCUGGUAACACUGGCCAACCUCUGUGAUUCUUCAGCGGUCGGGCGUCCGCUGAAAGGCCGGUUCGAGGAGCGGCCGAUUUGUAUGCGGGCAGAUGUCGCCUACAAUCUGUUACACACCGUCUUCUUCGGCCUCCUGGCGCUCAGCACCAUGAGAAUGAAAUAUCUGUGGACUGGCCAUAUGUGUGCCUUUGCUGCCUAUGGCGUGUGUGGCAAGGAGCUGUGGUCCCUCUGCCUGAACAUGAUCCACUGUAACACUAAAACAAAGCUGAGACUGAUCAGGUACACGGUUCCACUUGCCAUUCUGGGAUUCCUAUAUUACAAGUUCUGGCCCAAACUGAUGACGGAAGUAUCAGAGCUGAGAGAAUUCUACGACCCUGACACUGUUGAGCUGAUGACCUGGAUUAGCUCAAAGACCCCCAAGAAGGCAGUGUUUGCUGGGAGCAUGCAGCUGCUGGCUGGGAUCAAACUGUGCACAGGGAGAGUCCUGACUAACCACCCACACUAUGAAGACCGAGCCCUGAGAGAGAGGACCAGACAGGUGUAUCAGAUCUACGCCCAGCAAUCCCCGGAGGAGGUCCACAGGAUCCUGCGCGCGGCGGGGGCUGAUUUCGUGGUGAUGGAGGACAGCAUCUGCUACGAGAGGAGGCACGGCCGGGGCUGCAGGCUCCGAGACCUGCUGGACCUGGCCAACGGACACAUCAUGGAUGGCCCUGGGGACAACGACCCAGACUUGGUCCACGCCUCCCAUCCUCGCUUCUGUGAGUCCGUCAAGACAGACGGCCCUGCCUACACAGCCCUCUUCACCCGCGUGUUCCAAAGCAAGACCUUCCACGUCUACAAGCUGAAGAAGGGCAAGAAGAGAGCCAAGGCAGACAGCGAGCCGGUGGCCAUGGAGGAUAAAACCCAGUAAUAAGACCCUGGGGACCUCAUAAACAACACCCCAUAAACAACACCCCACCCAUAUCCAGCCCGCCCGCCCAGUGUCCAACUCAGCCUCCUGCUCCCUGCCAAGUCGAUAACCCGAUGACUUCUCUGUGCUCCCUGCUCUCUGGUCUACCCGAGUUCAUCUGGAACCAUGGCUGCACUCUCCCACCCGCCGCCCUCCCUCCUUCCAUCCCGCCGUGCGCCACGGCGGCCAGAGGCAGGUGGUCACGUCCGGCUGACACGGCGCUGAUUUGAGCAGCGUCUGAUUGCGGCGGGCGAGCAGAUGAGCACAUGCAUAUCAAACCAGGGCUUUGUGUCAGGAAGCUCAUGUUUAAACAGGAGAGGAGGGAUGACGGUGCAUCACAACAGCAUUCAGGGCUCCCCUCUGGCUUUCACCCAGACUAAAGGCAAAGCAGAGGAGAGGAGAGAGACCUUUGAGAGGGAGCUGAUUGAAAGAUAGAGCAGCGGGGGUAAUUAUUGCGAAGGCUAGUCUGGUCUCUUUGGUGGCUGGGUCUGCAGCCUGACUGCACAGCUGCACCCUGUGCCAUUUUUUUUUUUUUUAACCGUGCCAUGUCUCGUCUCCACUUGUUAAUGAGGAUUCCUCUUUCGAUACUCUCUCACUCAAACGCAAAGCUCUGCAUACGUUGUCAGUUGCGGUGCAUCAAGGGGAAGUGCCAUUCUCAUUGUAAUGCAUAACAGUCAUAUCACUGUGAAGAGGAUUUGCUUGUUCAUUCCGUUGCAUUGAAAUUGGAUGUUUAAUUUAGUAGUUGGCUGACAGAUUUUUUUGGACGAGGGAGAAGUCAUUUCAUUGUGUUUUCCUAAUAAGUGCAUACUAAUGUAAUGUUGUUGAGCAUUGACAUAGUUCAUUUUCAUAUUUUAUUAAUAAUUCAGUUUAGAUGCAUCGGUCAUUUUAAGCAACAGUAUUUUAAUGGAAAUGAAAUGAGAAAAUGUUUAACUGUGUGUAUUCCCUCAAAACAACACCCCAGAAUCAUACAGUAUUCAGUAGAAGGACUGCACUGUGGGUAAACCAUGACCACUGGUCAAUGUUGAAUUAGGUGAAUGGUUAACAUAUUCAUGGUCACUGGUCUAUGUAUGACUGGCUAAAAUACAAAUUCAAGUAUUUAGAUUUUUUUCACAUGUUGGUGCAUUACAAAAUGGGAUUGAAAUAGAUUUAAUUGUAAUUUUCUGUCAUUGAUUUACAUUUAUUUAUACGGAUUUAAUAAAAAUUCAAUAA
Messenger RNA from Salvelinus namaycush (lake trout), 3866 nucleotides. Its product is annotated as probable C-mannosyltransferase DPY19L3. Lineage: Eukaryota; Metazoa; Chordata; Actinopteri; Salmoniformes; Salmonidae. The coding region runs from base 408 to 2618 and encodes 736 amino acids. Gene Ontology annotation, cellular component: nuclear inner membrane. The record is from RefSeq and is a predicted model, not a curated record. The transcript has 19 exons. Gene Ontology annotation, molecular function: mannosyltransferase activity.